GUUUUUUAUAUUUAUUUUUCUCCCUAAAAAUAAGGUUCAGAGCAGAGUCACAAAAGUAGGGUUGAUCGAUCAAACUGACUCUGCCUUGUUCUCUAAGUUGUCAAUUUUAAUUAAUCAAACUCACCCUCACUGACGCACUUAGAAACCUCAAUGGUUUCGUGUGUUUGACGAUCGAUUCCGAGAAACAAACUCAAUGGCUCUCCCUCUCGGCAAACUCACUAUCAUCGUUGGUGCUGGCAUUGUAGGGUCAGUACUUGCUAAGGAAGGACGAUUGCCAAGUGUCUCCGAUAUUUUCUCAGGAGCAUUUAAGAUUGCUUUGAAGGGAAUUAAACAGGAUAAUUCAACCAAUUCAACUCCAAAGCCAAAAAAUGAUUCUUUGCUGCAGCAGGUUAAUAGCUUACGGCAGGAGCUGCAACUGUUGGCUUCAAAUAGAUCUGUUACAAUUGUGACAUCAAGUGGAUCAGGUUCUAGCAGAUAUACUAUAAUCAUUGUUGUUGUGGUGAUGGGGUAUGGUUAUGUGUGGUGGAAGGGUUGGAAGCUUCCUGAAUUAAUGUUUGCGACCAGGCGGAGCUUAUCUGAUGCAUGUGGCAGUGUGUCCAAACAGCUUGAGAGUGUAUAUGCAUCUAUUGCUGCCACAAAGCGUCAUUUAACUUCACGAAUUGACCGCGUGGAUUCUAAAAUUGACGAGUGUGUGGACAAUACUGCUGCAACGAGAGACGAGGUUUCUGAAAUUCGAGGAAAAGUGAGAACAUUUGGUGAGGAUGUCCAGUCAGUACACCUUGUUGUCCAAUCACUUGAGACAAAAAUUAGUAGAAUUGAAGGGAGACAGAAUGAAACAAACUUUGGCGUGGGAAAGUUGGUUUCCUUUGUUAGGAGCAUUGAAACUAGUAGAGCAAAGGAGCAGAUUGAGGCACCCCCAUCUAGCUCGUCUAGACCUGCCCUUGAAUUACCAUCAGUAGCUCCCUCAGCACGGACCGGGUCUUUGCCUCCAAAUUUGUCAGUCGAACCACAAUCUCCAUCUGCUUCUAGUGUAUCUCCGAAGCGUCCUUUGCAUGGUGCUGUAUCUGCUUCAGGCCUGAAGGAUCUUGGAGGUAUAUCAGAUGUAGUCGAAGUGUCAAGUGAAAGCAGUCCUCAGGUUUCCAAUGCCGUUUUCACCUCAGAACAGAGGAGCAAUGAGAACUCUGGUUAUGGUGGUGUGUUUGGGCGUAAGUUUCCAGGCUUUGGUGCUUCUUUUCUAACAAGGAGCCGCAGUGCUAUGCAGAAUCCUAAGUGAGCUAGUUCAUCAAUCAUUAAAAUAAUUGAACUUUUCUAUGGUAUAUAUUCGAGGUUAGUGUUGCUAGCUGCUGAGCAUCUUGGCUCAGGGAGUAUUUUGCCAUUUUUGGAUGGCCGAAUUUUGUAGAGCCAAUAUUUACCGAGUUAAACUUAGGAUACAUGUGUAAGUUCAGGCUAGAAAUUGUCUACAUACUGUUAGAUAAGCUGAAGAAAGGCAAAACAGGAAAUUGGACAAGGGGUUCUUCAUGUCAGGUUAUUUAUCGCCUGCACUUCAUCAAAAAAAAAAAAAUUAUCUGCUGUUUCUGCA
Lycium barbarum (goji berry) is the source of this 1579-nucleotide messenger RNA. RefSeq lists its product as uncharacterized. The transcript has 14 exons. Lineage: Eukaryota; Viridiplantae; Streptophyta; Magnoliopsida; Solanales; Solanaceae. The record is from RefSeq and is a predicted model, not a curated record. The coding region runs from base 194 to 1273 and encodes 359 amino acids.